Molecule: messenger RNA, 1753 nt
Organism: Papaver somniferum (opium poppy)
Lineage: Eukaryota; Viridiplantae; Streptophyta; Magnoliopsida; Ranunculales; Papaveraceae
Exons: 5
Coding region: 38-1753 (571 amino acids)
Source: RefSeq, a predicted model, not a curated record
CAAACACGGCGUCUUGAAGCUCUUGAACUGCUUUGACAUGGAUUGUGAGACACCAUGUUCAUUCAAGUUUGCUGAUGAUAAGAUUAUAGAGUCUACACCGGCAAAGCUGGCUGGUAUAUUUUGCAUGCAGAGGAUUGGAAGCAGAAAGGGUCAGAAGCUGUUAAAGUACUAUUGUCCUAGUGAUUUGACUGACAAUGUUUUAUACAGCAAAUACUUCACCGAUAUCAAAUCUACAAAGCAUCAGACGACGGUGACUAAGACAAACAUUUUAGAGAAGAUAAAACAACUUAUGGCAAAAAGGAGAAAAAGUGGGAAAAGAAAGAAAGUUGAUGAAAAGGAUCUAGUUUGCCUGAUAGGUCUUUAUCUUUGCUGUGUAUUGUUUUUUGGCGACAAAAAUGCCAAUGGAGUGAACGCGAAAUAUCUUAGUAUCGUUGAAACUUAUGAUACGGUGCUCAAGGUGUCGUGGCCUGAUUUAAUACACGAGCACUUGUUUGAAGAGAUUCAUACUAAUCUUAGUUGUUUGUCAAAUGUGAAGGCUUGUGUGCAAUACCUACUGUUAUUGUUUGCUGAACACACGCCAGCAGGAUUAAUCCCGAAAGUUGAGAACCACGAGGAAGAUAUCCCGAGGGUUGGGAGAUGGGAUAUAUACCAGAUUUCUGAUUACAUUUGGAAAACAGACAUGACACAGUUUUCGCCAACUCCUAGCUUUGUGGCUGAGUUUUCACAGCUUGAGAAGCAGCUGGGUAUAUCAACCGUGGUACCCAGCAAGGACGACCUGCAAAGUUGGCUGAAAGCGCAAACUAUUGAGAAUAGCCAUCUGAAAGAGCAACUGCAAGAAAAGCAAGCAAUGCUUAAAGCAGUGUAUGCAAUUGCAAGAGAAGGGAUAUCAGAAGGGGACCUUUCAGGAACAGCGGAAUUCAAGGUUCACAAAUUUAGUUGCCAAAUUAUGCAAGCAAUGGGUAUUGAUCCUUACAAAGUGACCCAGGAAGAGUUUAUGCAACAUGAAGAUGAUGUACAUGGAGGUACUGAGCAUGGAGCUACUGAGCAUGAAGAAGAAGAGUUACAAUUAGUUGAGACAGAGCAACAAGGAGAUGGAAGUACUGAGCAAGAGAAAGAGAAAGACACUCCACCAAAGAAAAGGCCUGUCGCAAAGCAAAAGCCCACUCCUACAAAUAAUGUUGAUGAGGAGCAGAAGAAAGAUGUUGAAGAGACACCUGUUACGGAUGAGGCACAGAAGAAAGCUGCAGAUGGUGGAGUUGUGGAUGGGGCAGGUGAUGAUGUAGCUGCAAAAGCCGUAGGUGAUGAUGUUACUGCAAAAGUCAAUGAGGAUACACCUGCAACUGUUGGUGACGGUUUGGUUAUGACUGCUCCAACUCAGCCAACUCCUGGAACUUUUGAUGACAGUUCUGCUUCAACACAGUUUGAGGACUCCAUGGUGAUAACUGCUACAACACCGCAAACACAGCCUGACAAUGCUCAGACCUACAGGUUGGUGCAACUAGGAGCUAACCCCGAUGAUAUGACGAAUGUUGAAGUGAGUGAAAUGAUAGAUGAGAUCGUCAGCAACAUUAACAAAACUGAACAUGGACCCGCAGUGACGGAGAAUGCAGAACCUACCUCAACUGCUACAACGCAGGAAAACGUUUUUAGCCUUGGAUUAGAAAAAACUCCAAAACCUGCAGGAGAGUUACUGAAGGAAGCUGCAAAUGCAAUAAGAAAAGGCAACCAUCAUUCAUACAACAACGUGUGCUGA